Messenger RNA from Cylicocyclus nassatus, 680 nucleotides. NCBI's taxonomy places the organism in Eukaryota, Metazoa, Nematoda, Chromadorea, Rhabditida, Strongylidae. The record is from the annotation of a GenBank genome assembly.
UUUCAGAAGAAAUAUGCGUGUGUGCUUUGCCAGUGUCCCCCUUGUUAUCCUUUUCUUCAUUGCCUUCUUCUCUACACCUUGCUCAGCCGAUGAAGAUCUGGUCGAAACCUUCAAAAACAUCGAUGUCUUCAAGUUGAGAUCGUCAGCAGGCGCAUGUCCGUUGUUGGUUGUAGGACAGGUUUGCCCUCAGGAGAAUCCGUUGUACUACUUCAAAUGCUGCGGUGAUUUGAAUGCAUCGUGCUGCUUCCGAUUGCAGGAUUGGGUACUUGUGUUGCUACUCGUCUUGGCGAUCUCCAUCGUUCUCAGCAUCAUCGUCAACUUCAUCCGAUGUUUGUGCUGUUACUAAUCGAUGUAUUGAUCAUCACCAAUCGAUAUAUCGAUCAUAUGUGCCGGUCAUUCUCGUCAGCUAGGAAAUGUCGCCAUUUCUAUCUGACGUCGUCUGUAUUUAUGUAGAGCAUUCCCGACGACAUCGAUGUCAUUGUAACCUCUCUCGUAUUUCUAACAAAAUUCGCGCAUUUUUCCAUUUUUUCGUGUUUUUCUGCAUAAUCUGUUUUUUCAAUCACUUGUACUUGCUCAGUCGCCAUACUUGCCUUGAAGAGUGAAAUGUUGAGAGAUGUGAUGAGUGGUAUGUGUAUUUGUGUGCGUAUGAUGCAUGAAUGAAAUCAUGUUCUUUAUGCUGG